Messenger RNA from Brassica rapa (field mustard), 3720 nucleotides. Its product is annotated as glycosyltransferase BC10. Gene Ontology annotation, molecular function: glycosyltransferase activity. Lineage: Eukaryota; Viridiplantae; Streptophyta; Magnoliopsida; Brassicales; Brassicaceae. The record is from RefSeq and is a predicted model, not a curated record. Gene Ontology annotation, cellular component: membrane.
UCUUCAUUAUAUAAGACAUGUUUGUUGGCUCUUGAAUUACACUUACUCCAACUACAACCCCUGUUCCGGAACGCGGUAGCCGCUAGUCGGACGGUCGGAUUGGACCUAACACACAAAAAGAAAAUCGGGAAUUAAUCGAAAACUAUACAUGACAGAAUUUUUAGAUUGUUUACUAUGUUAUAAAACAUGUUAAUCUUAAUUUGUGUAUAACAUUAAUAUAUUUUCAUGUUUAAAAACUGUAUAAAACACACAAAUAUAAUAUAUAAACUUAAUAUAGUGUAAUUUUCAUCAAAAUUAUGAAUACAAAUGAUAUUUAUAAAAUUUUAGAUCAAAUAAAUAAAUAAAUAUAUUAUUAAAAGUAAAAUAAAAAUUAUAAAAUAAAAUAAAAUAAAAAAUAGAUUAGGCGGCCAUCUAGGCAGCUAGGCGGUCAUUUAGGCGGUUUAUGCGGAAAAAAAUCAGAUAUCCGAUUUUUUAAACCGAUUUGGCAUAAAUCGGGACGGAAAAGUGACGUGUAGUGCCCAGACGGCUAGGCGGCCGAUUUUUAGAACAUGGACUACAACUAACCUAAUUAAUCUGUUUUAAUUAUUGAUUUGAAAUACUCUACAUAAUUUUAUGUUUAACAAGUUUAUAUAAAUGUAUUUUAAACAGUGUUUAAUAUAUAAUAUUAUUAGUGUGAACAAAAAAGUUUUAACAAAUUCUUAAUGAAAUUUGGAUAUUCAUAAAACAUACAGAACAAGUUUAUGUAUCUUAAAAGUCAAGGAUUUCUUAAGGAGAUUGCAAAUAAUAAGUGGAAUUAAUCCUUUAAACUCAGAUGAACUGAAUUCGAAAAGAAGAAAAAACUAAACAAGGAAAUCCACACAAGCCAUACAAAACUAGCACCUACAUUGUCCUGAUUUGCUGAUGACAGAGAAGUGGUGUCAGCUUCAAACCUGAGACGUGAAGGGUCCAAGUCAACUAAUGUCUUAUCGGGUAAAACAGAUUCUGGAUUAGAGGUGAUUCUUCCAACUUUUCAAUGCUUCUAAACUUCCUUCUGGAUUACUAUUCGUGAUUCAUAAAUUUCUAGCGAUUUUAGAAAAUAAUAAAUUGACUAGGUUGUAAAGAAAAUAUUUAAAAUUUAUCUAAAAACUAAUUUAUAAAAACAGAUGACCUUGAUAUAAUUUAAUCCAGUACAUGUUUGGUAAGAAGUUGGCUAGGUUCUUGAGAAAUGGGAAAUGAAAUAUGACGAAACUUUGUUAGAAAACAAAAUACUUCUAUUUUGUGUGCUCUUUACCAUAAAUAUAAACCAUAUAAGUAAAUUUUAUUCUAGCUAAUUAAGAAAAUGUAUAAUUGGAGGUUUUAUAUACAAUCUGACCAAGCUCUACACCUAUCCCAAAACCCAAAACCAAAAGACUCUAUUACACUGGUUUAUACUAUACCGGUUUAUAAUAUACAUGACUCUGCGUACAUGAUUAAAGCUAUAUAUAUACAGGGAUCCCGCUAUAUACAUGAGUGCACAUCAAUAUCGAAUUUAAAUACCAUCAUAUCCACUUGCGUUCGUGGCCACUUUUAGUUCUUGUAUGUUUUUGCGCAGAGUCAAUAGCUCUGCUUGUAGUAUGGACCUUCACCUUCCACAGAGAAAGAGAGUGCGAGUCAUGAUCUCAGGUUAAUUCGAGUUUCGUUGCUAAUAAAAAAUAAUCAAAUAAAUUAAUGUCCGUAAGCAGGUCUUCCGGCGUCGUUGUAGGAACAAAACGGCGAGUGUCCUGAAGGGUUAAGUGCGAUGAUAGGACUUAAUUCAUUAUUUAGACCAUCCACUUGGUAACAUUUAUGUUCCAUUACCCAUUAAAAAUAAAAUUAAAAAGGUUCAAAGAGUCGUGAAGCCAACUCAAAUCCAACACAAAAUAGAAAUGUAGAUCCUUUUGAUCUAAUAACAAAAUAUUAAGAGAAAAUAGAAAACAAGACAUGCUGAUUCACCAAAAAAGUCUCUAGUGAUCAAAGUAUAAAAAGACCCAAUGAAAAGGCUCUGAAGCGUCUUGACAUUAACAGUUUACUUGUGUGCAUGCUUUUAGAAAUUAAAAAAAAAAACACACUCCUUUUCUCUCUCUCUCUCUCUUUCGACCAUAUAUUCGCAGAAUCACUCCUGUUUGCUGCCCUAGAUCUUGAAGAAGAGGAUCAAAGUUGACUUUUUGAGAUCUGGGUUUGGACAAAGACUCUGUCUUUCUUCAUUCUACCGUUUUGUUUCAGCUCAGCUCGAAGUUUUAUUAAGGCAAUGCCACUUUAAAAGAAGUAUGAAAUAAAGAUUCAAUCUUUGUAUGCCUUUCAACUAGAAGGCACGACAAGGGAGGUGUGUUUGGAGGCGUGAUUUGGUUUCAUCAAAUGGUUGAGGCGCAGAAGAAUUAUCAAGGGCCGCCACGUCACCACACAUCUCUCAAGAAGCCCCUAUGGCUGGUCUUGUCAGUUUCAGUGUUCAGCAUGCUUCUCAUCUGCACUCGCAUGUCCCCACGACACAGCAAUAACUCCUCUAAGGCUCUCUCCUCGUGGCUACCUGUUCACGUCAGGAAACACACCGACGAGGAGGUGGCAGCUAGAGCAGUGGUCAGAGACAUACUCAAAACGCCUCCCGUCGUAACAGAAAACUCCAAAAUAGCCUUCUUGUUCUUGACUCCGGGGACUUUGCCGUUUGAGAAGCUCUGGGAUGAGUUCUUCACGGGUCAUGAAGGGAAGUUCUCUAUCUACAUCCACCCGUCCAAGGAACGGCCAGUUCAUAUCAGUAGUCACUUUUCUGAUAGGGAGAUCCAUAGUGAUGAGGUCACUUGGGGAAGGAUCUCUAUGGUUGAUGCAGAGAAGAGGUUGCUAGUUAGUGCUCUUGAAGAUCCUGACAACCAACACUUUGUUCUUCUUUCAGAGAGUUGUAUACCCUUGCAUACCUUUGACUAUACUUAUAGAUAUUUGCUCUAUUCCAACGUCAGCUUCAUUGAGAGUUUUGUGGAUCCUGGUCCUCAUGGAACUGGUAGACAUAUGGAACACAUGUUACCUGAGAUUGCUAGGGAAGAUUUUAGAAAGGGUGCUCAGUGGUUCACAAUGAAGCGGCAACACGCGGUUAUAGUGAUGGCUGAUGGUCUCUACUACUCAAGGUUCCGAGAGUAUUGUGGACCAGGGAUAGAGGCUGACAAAAACUGUAUUGCAGAUGAACAUUACUUGCCAACAUUCUUCAGUAUGAUUGAUCCUAUGGGGAUCUCGAACUGGUCAGUGACUUAUGUUGAUUGGUCUGAACGACAGUGGCAUCCAAAGACUCACACGGCAAAUGAGAUAUCACUAGAGUUCAUGAAAAACGUCACGACCGAAGAGAUGAGUACACACGUCACAAGUGUGGGAGAGCAUGGAGAUGAGCUGCAUUGGCCAUGUACAUGGAACGGGAUUAGACGGCCUUGUUAUCUGUUUGCGAGGAAGUUUCAUCCUGAUACUCUCGACACAUUGGUCAACCUCUUCCCUAACUACACAAGCACAGUUAUCUGAGGGAAGGAUUCUAGAGCCGAAACAGGCAAUUCUUGAAUUCAUUUUUGUUCCAGAUAUGUUGGAUCUUUUAGAUAUUGUAAAUUUUCCGAAAAACAAAAACUGAAAUGAUUCGUGGAAGUUGAUGUUUCUUGAUGGACCUGAAGAGUUGGUUUAUACAAAAUUAGAGCAGAAAUUUUUUGGUUAAAAAGACUUUCAUAUUGCUGGUAUAUCCCUUUGCUUCGUCUCUAA